UUCUCGCUUAUGCUUUUAUUAAGACUCACUUGUCUUCCGGCCUACUACCAGAGAUCCCAUUAAUAUGGUAGGCCUUGAUGAUCUCCGAGAUCUCUUCUUAUGAUAAACCAAACGGGUCGGGCCAACUUCCCAAACACUUGCUUUACAUUCACUUCUCAGUCUAUGCGACUGUCCCUAAGGAGGGGUUUCCAUCGGCUUGCAUUGAUUUGAAACUACUACUAUACUAAACCGGCUGAAAGAGCGUAGUUUUGACCUAAGUUCCUUACAUGACGGGUUCCUCUCCUUCGCGGGAUAGGGCACAUUCAAUUCCAUUCCGCCAUAACCACGCUUUCCAACUCGAUCCAGCUCUCAAACUAUAUGAUCCUCGUCACCAGUCAGCAGCUAAUACUGAUAGCUCCUGCGGACCCUUGCCUUCCCUCUUCCUUCCUAGGCUCGGAUGUUACAUCCGAAUGUUGCAGCCCAGUCAAAUCGGUAUUUCCCCGCCUACCAUUAAAUCAAAAUAAAGAAGUAGGGGCUUCUGAACUCGCCCCCUGCUAGGAAUAGGAAGGUAAAAAGAGUACGUAUAUCGGAGCCUACUCGCAUUCGUAACAAAUUUCUCACACUAUGAUCUCCCCACUUUCCGCCGCUCCCGCGUCUUCCAUCUCAAGUCCAAUGUGGGAAAGCUAAAGUAGUCCCCUUAUCCCACAGGUUAGAUGAGAAAGAGCCAGUUUAUGACCCCCGUCUUUCUUCAGAAGAUUUCUACCUAUCUCCUUUCUGACCAUCCCCUGGAGACGUUGAAGGGGAAAGAUCUAUUCUCCAUUAGCAGGGACAUAUGCGAGCAGCUCCAGGAAAGCGAACAUAGCUAUACAAAUCACAUAAUGUAUAAUGCUUUCCAAGUGCUGCUCGCGCAGUAUCGGAAAGAAUUUCAUGAAGUAAGUGGUCUCCCUACUGCACUGGCGACAUAGCUAAAACCAGAGGCUGACCAAAGAGAUACAGGAAUGGGCAUUUUAGAAUAGCCCUUACUGUGGAUAUAAGUAACUUAGUGCAUGUAAGGCUUGGAAGAAGAAAUUGAAAUAAGAACAACCGCGCUGGUUGUAAUAGAUCGACUUUCAUGCUAGUUCUUGCUCCAGCAUGAAAGUUCCAUUUCAGGGAAGGCUUUUUGGACUAAGGGUACCAUGAUACUUUCUGUUUUGUCGAGCCCUGCUUUGGUCUCUGGUUUGAUGGUAGCACGUGCUAAAAAUCCGGUACAUUCCGUUUUGUUUCCCAUCCCAGUCUUUCGCGACACUUCAGGUUUACUUAUUUUGUUAGGUCUCGACUUCUCCGCUAUGAUCUUCCCAGUAGUUCAUAUAGGAGCUAUAGCCGUUUCAUUCCUAUUCGUUGUUAUGAUGUUCCAUAUUCAAAUAGCGGAGAUUCACGAAGAAGUAUUGCGCUAUUUACCAGUGAGUGGUAUUAUUGGACUGAUCCUUUGGUGGGAAAUGUUCUUCAUUUUAGAUAAUGAAACCAUUCAAUUACUACCAACCCAAAGAAAUACGACCUCUCUGAGAUAUACGGUUUAUGCCGGAAAGGUACGAAGUUGGACUAAUUUGGAAACAUUGGGCAAUUUACUUUAUACCUACUAUUUCGUCUGGUUUUUGGUUUCUAGUCUAAUUUUAUUAGUUGCCAUGAUUGGGGCUAUAGUACUUACUAUGCAUAGGACUACUCAGGUAAAAAGACAGGAUGUUUUCCGACGAAAUGCUAUUGAUUUUAGGAGGACUAUAAUGAGAAGGACGACGGACCCACUCACGAUCGACUAAAAGGAAAGUCGCCCGGAGAUAUUGGUUCAAAUCCAAUUCGUGAGAAAAGAGAUAGUUUGAAUAAAGCUUUUGUCGCCCCAGGAUGGAUUGAAUUCAUGCUCCCUCUUCCAGGUCGAGUAUGAAGCCAUCUCUAAGGAGACAGUCUGCCAAGUGAGCGCGAAGGUAAGACCAUCUCGCGGGGAUCUUCUUGUUGUUCCAAAGGAGCUUCUCAUUCAGAAGGAAAGCAGAGAAUUAAAUGUGGGAAGCGAGCUUGCUGCGCCUAUCUAUGGUAAUAGAAUCCCGGUGGUAGUAGUUCUUUUUCUCUUAAAAGAGGGAAUGAAUAAGGUAAUUUCUCACCAGAUGAAUGCAAGGCUGGAAUAACAGAACAGCCAGAUUUUACUUACUAAUAGGAAAGAAAAAGCUAUUGUUGACUUGUAAAGACGGGAAGAGCUGGGAUUAAACCAGAAGGGAUUGGCUUCACGAAUGCUUAGCUCAGAACCUAAACUGCUGGCUUUCUCGCAUUGAAGGUAUCUGUUGAGGGAAUCUAUCCCAAAGGUAGGCCCAAGGCUGCUUAAUGAGCGCCCCUUGAAAGAACAAGAGCUGCAUUCAUCCCACCUGCGGAAGUCUCUUAACCACCUCUAAAUGUCCCCUUUUGGCUAGUAUUAUCCAAAAUCUAGAAAGAAAAGUGGGGGCUUAAUAGAGCUUGCAUCUAAGGCGAGGGAGUGAGAUGAAUCUCUUUCUUUUCGUCUCGUUAAGUGGCCUUGAGCCUUAAUUCUGGCACAAGAGAUAGUCAGACUGUCUCUUCUCUUCUAAGGUGUGGGCUUGCAAGAAUGAAGUAGUAAUAAGUCCUCGAAUCGGGAAAUGAGCUAGCCUUAAAGGAAAGAUUUUUAUAACCUGAAGUCUCUUUCAUGAGCUCAGCUUUAGUGCCACGUUCAAGCUCAAAGCAGGGAAAGGCGGGUAUGAACUCAUACUAGUUAGCCUGGAUUGGCACCUCUUCUCGGAAAGAUUCCACUCGAUCUAACUCAAAAAAUGAAUCUUUCACUGGAUAAGGAAGAGUAAGGUUAGCGAGUCCUCAAGCAGCUUCUAGCACCUAAGAAAAUCCUUUAGAGUAACCUAACUUCCAAGCAUGCAUGAGAUUCUAUCUUAUAUAUUUUGCACUUAAGCUUUAAUAAGAAGAGAAUCAGUAUCAUUCUAUUUCCAGCUAAGAAAGCAUGUUGAAUGAUCUAGCUUCCCAAACGAGCUCACAAGCGAGUGGAACGGAGUAAACAAGAAAUAGAAAUAGAGCAUAGAAGUGGAAUAUCUUCUAUUUACGUGCUGGUGAUUGAGCUGGAGAUAAAGUUUCUUCCUCUCCUUUACUUACAGUCGAGCUCUAUUAACAUAGACCCUAUAGCUUAGCUCGAGUAACUACGUGCCUUUAGCUCUAGUUCAGUUACACUUAUUAACACGAAGGCUAGUGCUAGUUGAGAUCAGGGACGGACUCUAACCCGCUGGCCGGAGGGAAAAAGAACUCCAUAGAUUGAGUCAAUUUACACAAACAGAAGGAAUAUUGGCCUAUUGAUCUUGACCAGCCUCGACAGGUUCCACAGCAUUUGUAAUUCAUUUCAGUUGCAGAAGUAUGGUAGAAGUUUGUGCAACUGCAGGCUCGGCUUAGUAGGUAGCAGUCCCCUAGGUCAGACUUUGAGUUUUCUUUAUUUCCAUCUUAGAGGUACGUAGUUCUCGACUGUAAAGGAGAGGAUGGAAGACUUAGCAACUUAGCAAUUACGUAAGCUUUUGAAUUACAAGUAAUUCUUACGGCUUUGGAAUACCAUAUAGUUGCAAGCAAGAGCAGAGCGAAGGUUCGGAGAUCUCGAGCGAAGCCAGGAAACAGAAAGUCUUAUUAUUAGCCUGACCAUUACAGUGAGCGAAGAAAGUUACCUAGACUAAUAAGGCGAGACUUAGGGACCUAGCUAGAUUCACUAGCACCGUCUACUCUCACAGCGGAUAGGGAUUCCGUUCCCUUUCUAACUGUAAGAGCUGCUACGGAUAUAAGUCCCACAGAUCCCCCUUCUCGAGCUUAUUCUUUUUAAGAGACUGAUGCCAACUAUGAAUAUACGAUCGAAUGCGCUCUUGUCUAUUUUUAGACUUCUUACUUUUAUUUUUGCCUUUUCUCUUUGAAGCCUUCCCCAACGGAACAAAUGCUGCUGCUCCUUCUGUUCAGAGUUCGCAUGACUUAGCUCUCGUUGUGCGUGGACUUCCUAAUCGAACUAAGAUGGAUCGGGCUGUUGGCUCAGAGAAGGUUUUAUCGGGGAAGGAAUAAGAAAAAGCUUUGUUGACUGAAGAAUAAAGAAAUUCUUUUCCAUGGGAGGGGAAGCUAACUUAACUUCAACUGAAAGGUGGGGCUGUGAACUAAAACCAGGUAUCUGGAACUGGAAUGGUGUUCAAACAGAGAUUCCACAGAAAUCGAAUCUGGAGAAGGAGAAUCAGACAUGGGAUACCAAUAUGGGAGGGCAUAUAAGUAUAUUACUUUGGGGAUCCAAGUAGCUGCAAGACCGAACGAAGCAGAUGCUGAGACAAGUAGCGGAGUUUAGUCCUUUUCUGAGUCUUUGGAGUUUGGGCACGAGAGUAACUCGACUUCAAGGCCAAGGUCCGAAGAUGUUGUCAAUCUUGAUUAUGGCAAGGUAGGACACAUAAGCCUAACCCCGAGCUGAGCUAGAGUUUUUUCUUUUAAUUUGGAGGUAUAGUUCAGUAGCAGGAGGAGUAGGAGUCAUUCCCUAGAGCUAAAGUGAGGAAGGGGAAAUGAGACAAAGGCUAACUAAGGACGAAGUACGGAAGAUUCUAACUCCCAGGUGAAGGUUCUAGAAUAAGGAUAAGGAAGUCCACCGGGAUUGGCUUAAAGCUAAGCCAGGUGCUAUAGGUGAGGAAGGUUUUAGAAAGCUAGAGUCCGGAAGUGAAAGAUGAGCCAACACUGCCCUACGUUCUACCCUUCCAGCAACUAGUGAAUAAGCAUACCCUGGUUCUAGAAGUAAGAAUAGUAGUCAGUUUACUUGAAAAGUAAUUCCCCUGUUGAGGCUAGAACGAUUCUAUCAGUACUAACGGAUGCUCCUUUACUAACUCAACCUAACAGAUUCGGCAUCAUUACUAUACAAUAUUUUUCCUUGAAAAAAGUACAGUAUAUUAUUAUUAUUCUAGUAGAAGUACUCGAUUCUGCGUUAUACUAACUACUCUAUAUAUCAGUACGUUCGAAGAAUCUAAUCUUUUUCUACUGGUUCAGCAAGCUAGCCGAACUAUCAAACAAACAAUAAUCACAAUUAUAAGGAUCGAAGGGCUAUUCUCCUAACAGUAAGUACUAGGACUAAGACAUUCCCGGAGGUUCCUACAAUUGAGAAAAAGUCUCCAUACGAGCAGUCUUGAUGCCAUCCUAUCCUUCCUACAAACUACAUAUGUAUAGUGGGAGCCUCCUACGAACCAGUUGCAGUUGUUUUUCCAUUCGCUGGGGUUGAAGUUUCUUAUCAGCCGGAGAUCCUAGUUUCUUUUUCUUCUCCUAUAGAAUUGACUUACUUACUUUAUACUUUAGAGUAAGACUUUCUUCCCAGUUAGAAAAAUCAUCUCACUAUCAAUCAGCUUGAAAGACAUCAGAAUCAAAGGCAAGCCCAUCUAAGAUAGUUUGAGUGUUUGCUUAAUCUGAUACUUCCCGAGCUUUUCUUUUGCCUGUGCGGAGUCCUUAGUGCUUCAUUUCUUCGGUCCCGAGCUAAUUUAAGCUAGAAAAGCGUAGCUCUCAUGAUUUCUUCGGACCAUUGCUCUAUUUUUUAGUCGUAUCAGCUUUGACUUUCCUUGUCCGUCGAGUCAGUAGUCGAUCUAGUAAGAUUCUUGUAUGAUAAGUAGCCCAUUCUCUUAGGCUUCCCUUCAGGCCUAGUAGUCAUUCUUCUUUCUACUCCAUCAAGAUGGUCAGUGCCACUGUCUUUCUUGAUUCAUGUAGGAUGGGUUGGUUAAGGCGAAGCAGGUUAUCAAGAAUCCAUUCAAUUAGAUGCUGGUUCAUUGGCCUUGCCCCUUUCCACUCCUUCACCUCUUUAACUGGGGGACAGGCAGUUGAACUCAAAGCUGCUGGAACGAGAGUUUAAGAAAGAGGCGGAACAUCGCUCUCCGUGGCAGCAAAGGGAAAACGAGAUAUUGAUUCAGUCGGAGAUAGACUUUCGAUGAGCUCCAGUAGAUGCACAAUGAGAUUAACCCUGUAUUGACGGUGUUAGUGCUCUAUAUCAAAUCAUUCUGUUUCGGA
Molecule: messenger RNA, 6003 nt
Organism: Cicer arietinum (chickpea)
Lineage: Eukaryota; Viridiplantae; Streptophyta; Magnoliopsida; Fabales; Fabaceae
Source: RefSeq, a predicted model, not a curated record